This is a messenger RNA of Prorocentrum cordatum, 1287 nucleotides long. Lineage: Eukaryota; Dinophyceae; Prorocentrales; Prorocentraceae. The record is from the annotation of a GenBank genome assembly.
AUGCAGGGCUCCGCGCGUGCGAGAAGGGCGAUUCUGGUCAAAUGGCGUAGCAGACCCAAGACACGCCAAGAGGUCAGCUACAACUCUGGGAUCAGCGCGUGCGAGAAGGGCGAGCAGUGGCAGCGCGCUUUGGCGCUGCUCAGCGAGAUGUGGGAGGCGAAGGCGAAGCCCGAUGCCAUCCUUGAGUGCCAGGGCGUCAACAGGCGCUGCGCCGGCGCCGCUGCAGUGCCUUCGUCGCCGCUGUGCGUCCAGCGGAAGGACGAGAUGCAGGACAACUGCUUCUGCCUCUUCCGCUUGAGCUUCCGCCUCUUCCGCCUGCUGUCUCUGAGUGGAGCCGACACUCGCGCCUUCAACAAGGCGGGUGCAGCUGAAACGGAGCAGGAGCAGCUAGACAUGCAGGAGGACGUCUUCGACGCCACCCUCGCGCCCCUGGUCGACGAGGUGCUGGCGGGGUACGAGGCCACCGCCUUCGCCUACGGCCAGACCGGCACCGGUAAGACGUACACGAUGGAGGGCGACCUGGAGACCGACGAGGGGCGCGGCCUGGUCCCGCGCACCGCCGCCGCCGUGAUCGGCGCGCUGGCCAGCGAGAUCUACACCGAGUACUCGAUCACCUGUUCUUACUUGGAGAUCUACAACGAGGAGCUGAGCGACCUGCUGGCGCCAGUCAACCAGCCCGCCGCGAAGCUCGACCUCAAGGACGUGCCCGGCAAGGGCGUCUGCUGCAUGGGCCUGUCGGAGGUGCCCGUGGAGUCCGUGGACGAGAUCCUGGCGCUGGUGCACCGCGCGCAGGAGCGGCGCCGGGUAGCGGAGACCCGCGUGAACGCGCGCAGCAGCCGCUCGCACUGCCUCUUCACGAUGCGCGUGCGCUGCCGCCGCACCGUCAACGGCGGCGAGAUGGAGAACAGCGGUAAGCUCCAUCUGGUGGACUUGGCUGGCAGCGAGUGCGCCAAGACGGCCUCGGGCACCGCAGAUGCUGCCGCAGGCAAGGCGCCGCCGGCGACGCCGCGGGGAGGCGAGACCGAGCGCGAGCGGAAGAACAUCAACCAGAGCCUGCUGACGCUGGGACGGGUCAUCACCGCGCUGCGCGACGGCUCCGGCCGCGUGCCCUACCGGGACUCGAAGCUGACCCGCCUGCUGCAGGAUGCCCUCGGGGGCCGCUGCAAGGAGGGCGCUUUUCUUCGUCCUGCGGCCGCGGCCGCGGGCCUCUCUGCCUGUCGACGCCUCCUCCCGCUCGCUUGUGCCUUGAGCAGUGUGGGCAGGACGAGGCCGAGCGAGUGGGGCUGA